GCAACGACACAAAAACCAAAGUAAUUUCAACGCGUUUACACAAGUUGUGCUUUAAAUUUCUCGCCGCAGACUUUCACGAGAAUACGAUCGGAUAUUUAUUUCUUUUGCAGGCAUGCUUGACUGGUAUUGUGAGCGCGGAUCGGAGAUGAAAUCAAACUCGACGUAACAUUUGAGCCCGAAAUAGUUUCGCAGUUGAAGCCAAUAUUUUGGUCUGAGCUUGGCUGAAACUCAGCCAGAAAUUCGUGUUUAAACAGCAUCGAUUUUCCACGGAAAACAUGAGCCACGCGGAACCAGGUCCUCUCGCCUCCUACAACAGCCUCCAAGAUCCGCACUUGGGUGGAUUUUUCUCCAAUACCAGGAUGAAAAAGCAUCUCGAGAAAUCUGGACUGGUGACAAAGUCCGGCAAAGUUGUGAGCGAAAAAACUUACCGGCUAAAAAUGGCAAAGAAGGAACAUAAGGAUCACGUGAGAGAUCUCCUAGCAACCGCUAUUGUUCACAAAGCACUGGACAUGGAGAGAUCCAGGCAGCAUGAAUUGAGAAAGAGACUGGACGAUAUGUACAAGGUUGAGCUGGUCAGGAAGGUGAAAAGCGAUCGUGAGAAGAAAGGCGACGAAGAUGUUAUGUCGCUGCUUACGACGCGAGAGAAAGUGAGGAAACGACGAAGACCAAGAACAGCUCCUACAGGACACGUCCUUGCUCCGUCUGAGCUGGGAUACGAUGAAGAAAGAGGAAGACUUUAUUACAAUGUCGCUCCCUCCGACACGAGCACUGGGGAUGAGAUGAACUCCCUGAUAUCGGGCAACGGUUACAACCCGUAUUAUAAGCCGUAUCCACCCGCAACGUAUCCUAUGCCCGCACCUCCGCCCACGCGUUCUCCACGCGAGGGAUCGCGCUCCAGAUCUGCUCCGAGCAGUCACAAGAAAAGCAAGCUGAAACUUCACAGGUACACAUAUUUAGCUCACUCGGAACCAGCUAUUGCUCACAAAGUUCAGUUACAGUCCAUGGCGGAGGUGACGAUGAGGUUUUUAGGCCCAAAACUGCAGCUGAAGAAUGACAUGUUCCCAGACGAACGUCUCUGUGAAGUGAUGGUUCUACAGCAACACUGUGGAGGAAGCUCGCUGUGUGUUUUCAGAGAACUCCUGCCACCAAAUACGAUAUUUACGUUUAUCUCGCGGCGUCAUCGUGGAACGCCAUUUGGUCUUACCUUUUACAUCGACAGCAUGCAGGAUAUCCGUCUCAGUUCAUGCUGUGAAUAUAAACACAAACCAGGGCAUAUCCUGGGAGGAAAAAACGGACAUUUCCAGUUUGUUAAUGUUGAAGGAGCAGCCCCUUGUUAUCGCUGUCAAAUAGCAUUUUCAAUGAAAGAGAGAAAGUCUCAAAGUGGUAAAAGCAAAGUAAAAGACAGAAAAGAGAAAGAGUCUGAUGAUGGAAUGGCUGGAACAAGUCACGAGACCGCUGAACAGCAUCACCCAGGCGACGAUGAUGAGGGAAAUGACGUCACAGAAAGGUUUGAAGUCACUAUCACCCGGAAAAUGGAGAGCGAAGAUGACGACUCAGCUGUUAUGGUAGACACGACCACGCAGACGCCACGUGACGAUAGCGUGACGGAAAAUCACGACCCUAAGAGCACCGGUGAUCAUGAAGGUACAACAGGAGACACAGAGAAGCAGAAGGAGGAAGCGGAGGCUGGUGAGAGCACCAAAGACUCGGGGAUACAUCAGGAUGAAGAUGGAUAUGACGAAAGUUAUGCUGAUGAAGAGUUCGAGGAAGAUGAUGCCCAGUCCGUCGUCGAUAAAGAAAGUCCUAGAGAGGAAAAUAGGGAGGGAAAUGAGACAGAUGAAGUAGUGGAAAUACCACCAGAUGUUGACGAUGAUAAAGUCGAUGACGAAGACGAAGAAAUUGAAGAUGAAACUGAGGAAGGAACCAAGAAUGUUAUCGCAGUCGCAGCAUCAGAAGCCGACCAACCUGAAGAGGUACACAGCGAGGAUGAUAGCGGUGACGAGAAGGAGAAAAAGAAAGACAGUGAUAGUGAUUCCAGCUCAAGUUCCAGCGAUAGUGAAGAUAAUGACAGUGAAGAUGAGAAACCUGCUUCGAAAGUUGCGGAGAAAGUGGAUUCUGAUGUAGAAAGCAAGCAUUCCAAGACGUCUGAUCAGGAUUCCGAGAAAUCGGAUUCCAGGAGAAGUUCGAUCAAGGAUGAAACAGACCACACCUCUGACAACGAGUCCGUCUCGUACGGAACCACGUCUGAGACGGAUCUCGGAAACAAUUCGGUGGAAAAUUCUGCGACCGUUUCCAAGAACGAGCCAGAGACUAUUAAAGAGGAGAUUGAAACGUCGUCGAAUGCAAAGAAUGGUUCUGACGGCAGUAUUUCUCCGAAAUCUGUUGAAAGUGUAAAAGAAAGUGUUAAGGAUGAGAAUUCUGAUAAUGCGGAGUCUGAUCGGCAUUCUGAGAAAUCCGUUGAGUCUGAGAAAGAUUCUGAUUCCGAGAAGGAAGAUGAGGACGUUGACUCCGAUCGAAAAGUUUCGGAGUCUGAGAAAGAUACGGAUAAAGACGACGAUAAAGAUUCAGAUAACGAUCACGAAUCGGAGCCCGAUCGAAAAGGAUCGGGCACUGUUCGGAACUUGUCGGACUCUGAAAACCAGGCGGAGAAGAACGACGAUACUGGCAUCGAUCAGAAGAAAUCUCGAUCAGAAGAAGACCAAAUAUCAGAUAAAAAAGAUAAGAAGGGACCUGUUUCCGAGAACGAGUCCGAUUCCGAGAAAGGCAAGGAAUCCGGUUCCGAGAAAGGCAAGGAAUCCGGUUCCGAGAAAGACAAGGAAUCCAGUUCCGAAAAAGAUACGGAUAAAGACUCAGAUUCGGACUCUGAUUCUGACUCAGAUAAAGAUUCCUCGAGCGACUCCGAUGACGAUAGUUCCAAGAAAAGUAGCGGGAAGGAGUCGAGGAGCGGGUCGGACGCCGAGUCGGAGAAGAGCAGCAAGGGAUCACGUAGGUCAAGUAAGGAUAGUGCUGAUGACUCGAAAGGAUCGCGUAGGUCUAGUAAGGAUAGUGGAGCUGAAAGCAAGCCAAGACCUGAUUCUGCUGGCAGUGGAAUACUACGAGAUCCCAGCAAGACUCCAGACCUCUCCGAUGACGAGAGCAGACCCAAGAAGACUGUUUCUUUCAAUGAGGAAGUCAAAGUGUAUGUUGGUGUUGGGGAGACUGGUGAUGAGGAGGAUAUCGAGGGUGAUGCAGUACACGACGCUACAACUGGGGACGAUGAUGGGGAAUUAGAGGAGAGCCCUGAGACGGAGACUGUGGAUAAGGAGAGCGAUUUAGCUACACAGGGGGAUAAUGAGGGAGAGCAAGGCUCACUUGAGAAUACAGAAGUUCACAAAGAACCACAAGAAAACGAGAAAAAGGAUACAACCGUUGAACCUGGAAAAAAUGUAGAAGAGGUGGAAAUUCAACAGGCUUCUCCACCUAGUGGGAUAAGUGAGAGUAGUGAGGACACUGAGGGGUCACUUGGGAAGGAUGUGGACCUUGAAACAGGUGAAGAUGAAAAUGAAAGGAACAACGAAGGCGAUUCUGGUCUUACAGCUGAAAAUACCGAGAAAAUCGGUGAUGAAAAUAAGGAACAAGAGAAGUCUGGAAGUGGAAGUGAUCGUGAUGAGGUGGAUGCAGGCUCGAAGGAAGCUGCUGGCGAUGAAGAUGGAAACACCGCACAGUCCAGCCAAGAGAAGAGCAUAGUUUCUCUUGAGCCCAGUGACAGCGAGAGCAGUAGCAAGCAGGGUGAAUCUGAUAAAGAGUUGACCGAUACCGAUCAAGACCUGGACCCUGGAAAUGACCCUGACUCCGUGGGGAGUGGGGAGCCAAUCCCAGAGCGUGCCCUGAAAGCAGUGGGAACAAAACCUGGGGUGAAACAUGAGGGAUCUGUGAAAACGUUGAUCGAAGACCAGAAGGAUCUGGAAAUUGCGAGUGUUGCACUCAAUCCUGAACAGGUCGAAGAAGUGGCGUCGAUGGUUGAAAACAACUCGGAAGUUGGUUCGUUAACAUUACGUAAUGUUUCUCUGGGCGACGACGGUGUGAAGCAGCUGACCAACGUAUUGAAGACUAGUGCAAAUGUUAAGAUGCUGAAUCUGAAUGUAAACAACAUUGGACCAGAUGGUGCGGUUCAUGUUGCUGAAACCAUACGUCACAAUACCGCGAUGAAAAUGUUACUCCUUCAUGGCAACCCUUUGGGUGACCAAGGGGUGACGUCGAUUGUCGACGCCAUUCUUGGAAACGAGGCUUCGGCCUUGUCGACGCUGGACGUGGGUGACUGUGGGCUCGGUGACCUUGGCGCCACGCAAAUUGCGCGCCUUCUCGAGAAAAACAAUACAAUAUCCGAUCUAAAUAUAAGCGCCAAUCAAAUAACGGUUGACGGUUGGCGGGAAAUUUCGAAGGCUCUGAAAGUGAACACCAAACUUAGAGCGUUAAGUUUGGACUAUAAUAAAAUCAGCGACGAGGAUCUAGCGGUUCUUUCCGACGGAUUCCGACAUUCGGUGAGCCUGCGUUCGGUAGAUCUCGAAGCCAACCGAAUUCGCGACGAAGGCGGGCGACUACUUCUCGACGUUUUGCGUGAGAACGAAAAAAUUAUCGAUCUCACGCUUAUGCCCAUGAACACGAUCGACGAAGGCAUUCUCGAGGAAAUCAAAGAUCUUCUCGACAACAGAAUCUGUUCACGACCGAGCUCGGCAAACUCCGAGGAUACUUCAUCAUGACUGCGUGAGAACGUUGUCUGACAAAGCGUGCUCGCGUAAAGCGUGAUUGUGUGAUACUUUGUGUUGGAGAGUGUGUGACCUCGCGUGCUGAAACAACUCAUAUGAGAUUGUCUACGAAGUUCAAUUUUUUAAAUUUUCCCCUGUUAUUUAUUUCUUUGAUCCUUCUUCAAAUGAUGUUAUACAUAUCAAGCAUUUUAAAUUAUUUAAAUAUGUCUUUUGCCCUUGUUUUCUUGGAUGCGAUUUUUUUCCCAGAAAGAUGCGCAAACACGCGCACACAAAUAGGCUUAUUUAGAAAACGUUUAUUGCUGUCAUUCGUUGCACUACAAAAAUGAUUGACACACCAUUGAAAAAAAAACAAAGAAAAUUAUGUUUACAACAUGUUCACAAUUUUAGGAUCAUAGGCUAUGUUCUUCAUUCAAAGAAAUUUUAAACUACGAUAU
Messenger RNA from Dendronephthya gigantea, 5179 nucleotides. Its product is annotated as serine-aspartate repeat-containing protein F-like. NCBI's taxonomy places the organism in Eukaryota, Metazoa, Cnidaria, Anthozoa, Malacalcyonacea, Nephtheidae. Gene Ontology annotation, molecular function: protein binding. The record is from RefSeq and is a predicted model, not a curated record. The transcript is spliced from 20 exons. Bases 276 to 4739 code for a protein of 1487 amino acids.